Messenger RNA from Penicillium malachiteum, 1839 nucleotides. RefSeq names its product SPRY domain-containing protein. Gene Ontology annotation, molecular function: protein binding; transcription cis-regulatory region binding. The coding region runs from base 1 to 1839 and encodes 612 amino acids. Gene Ontology annotation, cellular component: Set1C/COMPASS complex. NCBI's taxonomy places the organism in Eukaryota, Fungi, Ascomycota, Eurotiomycetes, Eurotiales, Aspergillaceae. The transcript has a single exon. The record is from RefSeq and is a predicted model, not a curated record.
AUGGCAUCCACUCAAGCUCCAGGAUCCUCGGCUCCAUCUUCCAAUAUCAACUCACCCGUUCUACCCCCUGGAAAUGGUCCUCUUCUGAAUGGAGCAUUCUCCGACUUGAACCAAAGAUCCUCACCGGCACCUGGCAGCAAUGCCUCAGUUCAGGGAGAUGCGCGCGCAAAGCGCAAUAAACGUGACAGUCGCAAGAAACGCGAAGCAAAAGGUCUAGACACCGAAAAUGCACCUCCACCCAAGAAACGAUCAACAGCAGCAACCACAUCUCGACCAAGCUCAGAACUCAAUAUUCUCCGUCCGCUGCUCCUCGCCGAACCUCGUUCCUCGGACUUUUACCCACCACCACCCCGCCAGUUCAAUCAAGUGACGAGCAAGAAAUCCGAUAUGCUUGGCAAGGGCUGGGACUUCUAUGAGGUAGUCGAUAAGCUCACGAAUAAGAAUGGUUUUCGCUAUAGUUAUGCCAUUGCGGACGCGGGAUUCCCUCAUAUCAAAUAUCGCCAGACCGAUGUGGAACCUUAUCAUGCCCGUUUCAGCUUCGAGGAUUCUCCUGCUGCGAUCUUUUUCUCCAAUGAUGCUAGGGCAGUGACCACCAACGAUGCGUGGCAUACAGCCCGAGCGAAUGUGUGUGCCCGAGAAGGCUCAUACUACUAUGAGGCUCAAGUCAUCAGUGGUGUUGUUAAUGGUGCUCCUUCAAAUGCUGCAUCUCGUGGUCAUGUCCGACUUGGGUUUGCUCGACGCGAAGCCGACCUCGAUGCUAAUGUUGGAGUGGAUUGCUAUGGGUACGGCAUUCGAGAUGUGAACGGUGAAGUCGUCAAUCGUAUGCGCUGCGAGUUUUUCUUCCCGAAAGGUGAAGCCAUUAAUGAGGGCGAUGUCAUCGGCUUGCUUAUCAACCUUCCUCAGCUAUCACUCCACAAAAAGGUCGUUGAGGGAACAUAUGAUCCGGCUGUGGAUGGUGAUGGCUCGGAUCAUACGCAGCCUGCCUCUUCGACGAAUAUCAUUCGAGAUCGGAUCCCUUUCCACUAUAAGUCCGAUUUCUGUUGGCAACAGUCCAACGUAUUUUCCACAAAGCAUCUCCGCGACUAUGCCUUCAACCUCAAGGAGACACCGACCUUUGGCCCACCUUCUCCAUUCAACAGUGAGGAUGCAUCGCUACGCACAUUACCCGGAUCCAGCAUCACAGUCUACAAGAAUGGCGUCAAGAUGGGCACAGCCUUUAAAGAACUAUAUGCGUUCCUCUCUCCAGCUAGUCGUCUAGCAAACGGUACCAACAACCUUGGAAUCGGGGAGCGGGAAAAUGCAGACGAUGCCAUGAUCGGCUACUACCCCGCUGUCAGUUGCUAUGGUGGCGGCGCCGUUGAGUGUCGCUUCGAAGGCCCAUGGUGGGUCGGACCACCUGACCAGACUGAAGCAGGCGAGCCCAUUCACGCCAUGGGUGACCGCUUCAACGACCAAAUUGUCGAAGACAUCGUCGCCGAUAUCGUCGACGAAGUUGAGGCCAUGUUCACCUGGGGUGGUAUUGACGGCGAUGUAAUCGGCACUAACAACGAAGAUCUAGAUACAGCCACCGGUGCAGUCGGAGGCUCAGAAGUAUUGAAAGGUGGCGUCGGUGCGGCCCUGGAUGCUGCGGGCUCUGCUGCUACCCCUGGUUCUGUAGCAGGUGCUGCCGGCGCGUCCGAUUCAGCGGCUAAUAGUCACCAGCACACGCCGGCUGCUAAUGGGGAUUUCCUGGCCAAUUCUAUUGGAGAGGAUUCUAUGAGUGUCGGCACGGCUGGUACUCCUAGGAUCACGGUGGAUGCCCCUAUGGAUGGACCGGAUGAGGAUGUUGAGAUGACCUAA